AUGCCAGCACAGACACGCUCGCGCGGGAAGACACCUGCAACUGCAACUGCAACUGCAAGUAAGACCCUCAAGUCUACCGCUGCAGCCCCGAAACAACAAGAGUUCCCUCACCGCCGACGAUCAGUCAAGAAGACCUAUGGCCGAUCCACCCCUGCACGUGUCCUAAGACAAGGGACCCUCACUCAGAUGGAUUUCACCUCUUCGGCAACGCAGGACUUCGUCGAUCUCGACAAUGACGAGGAAGAGAACGAGGUUCCUGUGCUCGCCGAGAGUGCGAACCCGAAGCGGAAGGCCCGGGGAAAUCGGCGAAAGACCGCGGGUGACGAGCUGGAUGGCGAGGAAAAGCAGAAGCCUUCGAAGCGACGGAAGACUCUAGGAGAUGCUCCCAGUGCAAGCGCUUCGAGCAGCUUUCAUACGCAGACCUUGACCCAGUUUCUUUCCAACCAAGAAGAGAAACAGGACAUCUGGCAGGUUGAUGACUCGGAGGAUGACGAAGAUCUCGCCCUGGUCAUGGAACCUCCCAACAAAGGCAAAGAUGACCAUGCAUCAGAAGGUCGUCAAGGAGAUCCCAUGUCCGCGGUGCCGACCCUGAUCAAAUCGGUCACCCCUUCGAACCGUCAAAAGAGAACCGAGAUCCCGUCUUCCCAGUCGCCCGCCACGCCCAUGUUGAUGCGCUACAGCCCAGCACCGCGUCAGUCACCCUUGAAGUCCAAGUCCACGAAUGCCGGAGCACCCUCUCCGAUACUCAAGAAGCUGCAGAAGACCCCGAGGAAUCUGGUGAUCGCCGACUCGUAUAGCACCUCUCACAGCUCUCCUACCACGCCCACUCCCAAGUCCACUGUCAAGGCAACGCCGUCGAAAAGGAUACGUUUCGACUUACCAGAGGACAAGGAGAACAUCACACCGGGACGGACAAAGCCCAAGUCUCCAAAGCUUCCCGUUGCAACGUCCUCAAAACGACGGCCUUUACAGGAGGUCCCCGAUUCUGACGAAGAUCUCGACGACACUGAAGACGACACUGGGGAUGAGGCUGAGGAACUAGGCGAUGUGACAAUCCAGAAACAAGAGCUCGUACCAUCUGACCACCAAGACAAAGCUGCUAUUGAAGACGAACCAGAACCACCGGAGACUUACUAUGGUGGCUUGGGUGAUGAGACACAAGCCGAGAUUCUCUCGUCAGAGCACCUACCUAGCCACGAGCCUGAUGUGGACACAGAGGAAGACGAUACAAUCAUGCCUGAACCUCCCCAAGCUAAACUUCCACAACCUGUCCCGGAAGGAGAAGAGGAAGAAGGCGCUGGGCCUUCUUCGGCCUCUGUUAUAGAACAGACACCAGCUUCCUCGCCAUUCGCGGAGGCACCGGAUGAGAAUAUACCAGCAACGCAAGGCUCCGCGUACACUCAAGGUCUCGACAGUCAACGUGUACCCCUCGAGGUCAUCCACUCUCUCGGUCCGCAAACUCCGCGCUCCGACAUCAUGGUCUCACUUCAUCCAGAGCACGUAGCGAAGAUCGUCGAUGGUACUAAAAACCAUGAGUUCAGAGCCUGGAAGAUACCGCCUGAUGUCUCCCGUGUCUGGAUUUACAUCACAAAGCCGGAGUCUGAAUUGAAAUACAUGUGUCGUUUUGGACCUGCAAAAACUCCCGGUGAGAUUGAGGAUGAAGGAGGCAUCGGAAAUACUGAGUUCAACCAGGGAAGGAGGUUCAUGAAGUAUGCAUACGAGAUUCUUCAGGUAUAUCAACUCAACAAUCCGGUCUCCUUGCAGGAUAUGAAAACCAAGGGCUGGGUAGCUGGUGCGCCGCAGAAGUACACUUUCAUCCCGCCGGCGGUAGUUGGGGAGCUUACGGCAAACUUGAGAUGCGCCUUGUUCGGCGAAGAGGCGGUAGCAGGAUUUGUGGGAAGUAGUCCCAACCUCACAGAAUCGCAGGAGCUCAAGGCUCAGAUCCAAAGUGACGUGGAAUAUUCGACUCAGCAUCACUCAUCCGAAGGUGUGAACGAGGUGGUCUCCUCGAGCCAGACGCCACGCAAACCGGCAUCGAAGCAAGGCAACGGCACUGGGGCUGGCAGCGGCUUUGUCAGGCCCGCUCUACCCAAGGCACAAUCGGGCUCUUCCACGCAAGGGUUGCCACCGCUUCCCAGCCAGCGACCCCACGCCUUCGUGCGGCCUUCUCAGGCUACCACGGCGAGCCAAGUGUCGAGUCCGGCUAUUUCUCCCGAGAAGUCGGCCCCUCGACUGAUUACCAUCUCUAGCCAGUCGCGAUCCAGCGAGCUACGCGGCAGCAGUCCGAGCGUCCUUCAUCAUACACACUCUCUGCGAUCUUCGCAGUUCCCUACGAGGAGCCAGAUGCUGCCGGACAGCUUGGUCAACGACGAGAUACAGGAACCUCCGCCCAUCAUCUGGGACUCGGCGGAUGAGUCGGACUAA
Anthostomella pinea is the source of this 2424-nucleotide messenger RNA. The record is from the annotation of a GenBank genome assembly. Lineage: Eukaryota; Fungi; Ascomycota; Sordariomycetes; Xylariales; Xylariaceae.